CCCCCUCCGCCACACGCACCGCGGAGAGGCAGGGGAAGGGACUGGGAGGGGGGGGCGGCCGGCCGGCUCCUCCGCUAAAACCAACCCUCUCCUAAUAAAGCGAUGGGCCCCUGGCCGCGGUGCCGCGUUCCCCGCGCCCUAUAAAUACGCUCCGUGCGCGGCCCGCGGGUUUCGGCCGGCGCGGCUCUGCAGGCGGGGCGGAGCGGAGCGGGGGCCGCCACUCCCGCCGCCAGCAGAGCCCCGGCCCCCGCACCCCAGCGAGAUGCCCCGGGUAGACGCAGACCUCAAAUUGGACUUUAAAGAUGUCUUGCUCAGACCUAAAAGAAGCAGCCUCAAAAGCAGAUCAGAGGUUGACCUCACGCGCACCUUCACCUUCCGCAACUCCAAGCAGACAUACACAGGAAUUCCCAUUAUAGUGGCAAACAUGGACACCGUGGGGACGUUUGAAAUGGCCGUGGUAAUGGCAAAACAUGCAAUGUUCACUGCAAUUCACAAGCAUUAUUCUCUGGAAGAAUGGAAACUGUUUGCUGCCAAUCACCCAGAAUGCCUUGAGCAUGUAGCAGCAAGCUCAGGUAGUGGAAAAGCUGAUUUGGACAAGUUAACAAGUAUUCUAGAGGCCAUUCCACUUAUCAGAUACAUUUGCCUGGAUGUGGCAAACGGCUAUUCAGAGCACUUUGUGGAGUUUGUGAAGUCUGUCCGUGCCCUGUUCCCACAUCACACAAUUAUGGCAGGCAAUGUGGUGACAGGAGAGAUGGUAGAAGAACUUAUUCUUUCUGGAGCAGAUAUUAUUAAAGUGGGCAUUGGACCAGGUUCUGUGUGUACCACCCGGAUUAAGACAGGGGUGGGCUAUCCACAGCUAAGUGCUGUUAUUGAGUGUGCAGACUCGGCGCAUGGCUUGAAAGGACAUAUCAUCUCUGACGGAGGAUGCAGCUGCCCAGGAGAUGUCGCCAAAGCGUUUGGAGCCGGUGCUGAUUUUGUCAUGCUUGGAGGAAUGUUUGCAGGCCAUGACCAGUGUGCUGGAGAGAUUAUGGAAAAAAAUGGCAAGAAAGUGAAACUCUUCUAUGGAAUGAGCUCUGAUACAGCCAUGAAGAAGCACGCGGGAGGUGUUGCUGAAUACAGGGCUUCGGAGGGCAGAACUGUGGAGGUCCCGUACAGAGGGGACGUGGAACUCACCAUCCUGGACAUCCUCGGCGGGCUGCGCUCCACCUGCACCUACGUGGGAGCUGCCAAACUCAAGGAACUGAGCAGGAGAACGACGUUUAUCCGGGUCACCCAGCAGCACAGCCAGGUCUUCUCUUAGCCCAGGCCUGGGGGGCUGGAGAGGGAGGGGUGGGGGAGAGGAGCAGGAAGGGCUGCUGGUUUGAUUUGCUUUCUCCUCCAUGUUGUGUUAGUGGCAAACUCUCCUCUCUCUCAGAAGGGCAGCGUGGCAGCCACUGGCGGGGCUGUGGCUGGGAACUGGAAGGCGAAGGUCGUGCAAUUUAACACAGUGCCAUUGGUUCAAAAUGCAAUAGCCUCAUCUUUUAUUGUCGUGCCUAUUUUAUUUUUUAAUCAGCACUUCCUCACCUGUUUUUUUCCCCCCUCUGAUAAAUAGCUGUUGAAACCUCAGUUAAUAAGGAAUUGGCUUGUACAGACAGGGCUGCUACGCCCGCACACGCACACGCGUUCCCUUUUUUAAGACUGACCUGUCAGCUACCGCCGCUUCUGGCAAUGCACCCUCCAGAAACUGCAGGCUGGGAGGAAAAAAAAAAGAUGCAGGGAAUUGCAUGGAGAAAUCAAAAAUCAAAUUCUCUUAAUCUUUGUUCUGGCAAAAGAAUGGCUGUUUGUGGCAGGGCUGCCAGCCUGCAGCAUGUCAGAGGUGGCUGGUGGCUGAGGCCUGGCUACUGGUGACUUCCUACUGUGAUGGUAAAAAUGCCAGCUCUCCUUCACUCUCAGUUCGCGGGGCUGGUACUGCCACUCUUACUUAAAUCUCCCUGUUCAAUGGACAGAGAAGCUGGCACUGAAUGUAGCAAACCCAUGCUGUCCCCCGGCCCUCAGCUGUGGAGAUCAUUUGGGAGAAAAUGUCCCAGAGCUUGCCUGCUUUUUCGUGCAUGCAGUUAUCGAAUUACCUGGGUUCCUGCUUUUACCUGCUCUCUGUAAACAGAUUUGUAAGACACUGAGACUCAGCAACAGUAUUCCCACCAAGGGGGUUGGUUCCUCUGCAGCCCUGCCCGUUCCCCUGCCUGUUCAAAUCCAUUUAGCAAAGGUGUAAAACUGCUGUGCUGUGCAUUAUCUCUGGCCAGGUGACUGAGGCCGGAGGGAUCAAAUUCGCUGCUGGUUGUUUGGUACCACUCCUCUGCAGCCCUUGACACCAUGAAAAGCAAAAGAGAGCUGUUGGCAGAACAGCCCGACUGCAAGACACUGGUAGGCCGAGGUGGAGUUAAAGCCUUUGCUCUUAAGGCAGUAAUGAAUGUUUAAGACUCUGGGUAACACUUUAAUAAAGUGUAAUGGCCCGCUAAUUAAUUGAUAAAACACAAUGAAAUUUCUUUCGAAAUACACGUUGCAUCCACAUGAACAGCACAGCAGCUCGUUAUGAUAAAUGAUGUAAAAGUGAGCACCAAUGAAUUAAUAAUGCUUGGCCACUUACUUUAAAGUGCUGCUGAGAUCGCAGUACAGUUAACAUUACUUCGGUACUUUGGAGUCUGACUUUCCCCUCCUGUAGAUACCUGUGGAAAGAGGCAGGCUUCCUUUGAAAAGCAAACGAGUGAUCUGUAGGAAGAGGAAUAGCAAGGAGAAACUCUAGAAUUAAACCCGUAUGCUGGACUGCUCAAAAAGCCCUGCACAAGGAUUGGUACGACUGACCGUGCUGAGGAGCAAAUCUAGGCCACAGGCUGAUCCCUGGCGGUUCUGCAGCGUGCUGUGCACGUCAGAAGCAGCACAGAGUGUCUCCUAAACAGCUGCUGUUUUAAAUGGCUUCCAUUUAACAGGCAGGGCAUGACUGUGGUGCGUCCCCCUUCCUCUGCUUUGGAGGUGAGCGCCUUCACGCGAGCACAGGUUACGCUUGUGCUGGCUUUAAGGACCACCGGCCCUGCCCACAGCUCGAAAAGCACCCUGGGCGCGGGGGAGAGGCGGGCCUGGAGCUCCGUUCCCUCCAGCCAGAACCGGGCAGCUUUACCCCGAGCCCUGCGGUGGGCCACGGGCCUGCCCCAGCCCGGGGAACGGGCGGCACUGCUGCUCUGCACCGGUACGGCUGCGGGGGGGUCACCGCUCCUUUUUUCAGAUGGGACGUGAAGGGCAGGGUUGUACGAAGGCAGAGGAAGAGCUCAGGCAGGCGUGGGGCCUGAGCACAGCCGUGUCUCCACGCUCGUGCCUUCAGACGUGGGAAGGGCAGCAGCCCGCUGGGCUCCCGCCUUGCUCCCGCUAGCGCUUUUCUACCUUUUUUUUUUAGCUGCAUUUCUAAAUGGAAUUUAAUACGUAGCCACAUACAAAAAAAAAAAUAUCUAUAUUUGUAAACAUUUUUUUAAAAAGAUCAUCGGCACACUGAACCGAGCAGCUUCACGCCGUGUCUGCAGCACUGUUUCUUCCCCAGCGGGCAGGCUGGGGAGGGGGCUGCCUCUCCGCCUCCCACCGGGCAGGCUGCCCAAUUCCCCAGCCAGCCCAGCACCCACCUGCCCUCCCCUGCCCUCCCCUCCCCUCCCACACCUACCCCUGACGGGCCAGUGACUCACAGGAAAGGAUGGGGAUGGGCUGAGCUUAAGUUGACCCUCGAAUUCUCCAGGCUGUGAAGGACAUGGACACUAAGAAUGGUUGCUGACACAGCUUUGACUUAGGGCAUUUGGUUUUCUAAAGAGCAGCUCUUACCAUCAUUUUGUUAAGCAGCACGUUUGCUUUAAUUUUCUCCCUCUCUCCGAAGCGAGCAGGUGAUAGAAAUUGGCUGAACUGGUGGCUAAACUGGGUGUUAAAGGAGGGCUCAAGCUCGCCUUUUUUCCAUUUUGCAGCAUGUCUGCAUCUCGCCCAAAGUUCUAUGCGAGUUUUGUUCGGGGCUAACCUUCAACUAUGUCAGUGCUCGCCAUUCACACGGUACACGUCCGGCUCUCAGGCUGCAAACCAAAAAAAAAAAAAAAAGACGAGCUGGGGCCCUCCCAGACCGCCCAGUCCUCUGCUCGUAGGAGUUGCCCUCUCCUCCCCUUGGCCCCGGGUGCUGUGCCCUGCUCGAGCCCGCCGAGACGGGCCGAGCAGGGACCACAACCCCCCAACAACUGCCUCGUGCCAUUUGGGGACCUACCUCACCUGCCCACGUAACCGGGCUCCCCGUCACUCAGUGGCCUCCUGCGGGAAGCGCCGUCCCUCAGCGCUUCGCCCGGGGUGACUGUGCGCAGCCUCGGCCUUCCUCGGCCCCACCACCCCACCGCCCUGCCCAGAGGGGCGCCCGGGCACCCCCGCCGCCGGGCCGUCGUUAGGUCGAGCACCCAAGAGCAAUGUGGAGGUUUGGCCGGCCGGCUCUGCAGCGAUGGAGCUGAACCUACACGCAGGGGUGCGGAAAAGUUGCAGCAUUAAGGGAACCCCUGCAGAGCGCGUCCGGCUCUUCUUUGGCCGUGCCCUCCUGCGCAGCUUGCGCCUCACCUCAGGGCAUGCCGGGGGUGAAUGCAGGAUGGGGCCACCCCGUAAAUACCAGGAGUUGUAAGCAGGGGCAGGAGGAGCCUCUGCUUACGUCUGGGGGAGCUUUUCCCACACAAACUGUGCCCGGGUCUUCCUUUCAGCUGGUCAGAAGCGGGGGGAGGAAGGAUGGGGGCGAGCAAGGAACACAGCAGCGAUUAGCCAAGCGCCACCGUGCUGGGACGGGGGCUGGUGUUUGUCAGGCACGGGCACAGUGAGAGUUUGAAGCCUUUUCUGAACCCAGCGCUCCCUGGUUUAUACCGACAGAGCUCCGCAGAGCAGCCUUGCUGCUACAGCUUUUCUGUAGUGUCCAUCCAUCACCGCCUCCCACCCCUCCAGCUGGGGGGCUGUUGCUUUUUAGUUGCUAAUAUUAAUUUUACACCAAGAGUUCUUUGUUGGAGCUGCGAGGGCUCCGGCAACCAGUGCCGGGUUUGGCCUUGUUUAGGUAGAAGAGAAAAAAAAAAAAAAAAACAAACGCAAAGCCAAGGCCCAGGAGCAGCAGUUUGCCUUCCACAGCGGGCAGAGCGGGCAGGCAGGAGAGGGCAGGGCCCUUCCCCGCGGGCAGGUCUCGGCACAGCUCCGCACCCCUGAACACAGCACGGGGCCCCCCCGCAGCCUGCGCGGCGCUUGUGGUCGUUGAAGGGAGCCCUCCCAGCCUUUACACUGUCUACCCGUUGAGGUUUUCAUGCACAAAUAAGUAAUUCAGAGUCCAAAACUCCUCGGUGUUGCUUCUGUGUAAUCGGCCAAAAAGAGCCGGUGAGCGUUCGCUGUUCUCCUGCCCCACUCGGCCCCACUGGGCCCCGCUGCGAUGGCGAGCGAGCGAGCGCUGGCAUUUCAAGGGUUUGAAAGUUGUAAAUGGAAGGGGUUUGUUAUGCAAUAAAGAGCUUCUCUCUGAUGAAGAGGGCGUUAUGGCCAUGGACGGGUACGUGCCUGCUUCUGCGUCGUCGCGAGUAAAAGCCAACACUCUCAAAUGUGUUGCCAAAGGCGGGGGGUGUGCGUGUGCGCGUGUGCGUGUGUGUGUGUGUGAUUAAAUUGGGCAAAUUACUUCCCUAGGAAAGAAGUUCCCUCCCAUUCAGCCCUAACGCAUAAAGACAAAACACACGUUUGCAAUUGGCACUGUUAUUUUAUUAGUACGAGUAUACUGAAACAAUAAACUUGUACUGGUAUACAGACAAUUUCUUUAAAACAAUUUUGUUCAAAUUUUGAAUCAAACAUUGUUUUAUUAUAAUAAUGAAAUAAUUUCUACCUAGAAAACCUGCAAGCACCAUCAAAGAAAGGGACCAUAAAAUUCAAUAAACAGACGCGAGUGUAUCCUACAAAUAGACACACCACCAUUAGAAAAUAGAAUAUGAAUUCUUCCAUUUUUUUUAAUAUUUGUUUUAAAAAAGCUAGUGCAAGUACAAUAUUUUACACUGGAAUUACAGAGAGUAUGCACGCAUAUGGAAAAAAGUUCUCCUGUCACAAUAAAAGCUCUUAACUAUGUCUGUAUGCACUUAAAAUCUUCUCCUCUUUUCAAUAAGGUGCAAAACGUUAUUCCCUCCCUAUUUCUCCUUUGUACUGGCCAUGUCAGCUCAAUUUCUCCCCAACACAAAGCUGCGAUAUCCCUUUUACUGGGCCUACACUAGGAACUACACUGGAAGUGUGAUUUGCAACAACCCUCAUUAGUAAUACCAGACGAAUUAAGGAGAAAAAAAAAAAAAAAAAAAAAAAAAAAAGACAUUAAAAACUACCACUGUAGAAUGGCUAAACCUUACCCCGGCACGGCCAAGCGCCGCUGCCGGCUGCCGGGAGCGGUGACAUAGCUAGUACAAAAUGAUUUUCAGUAGCUCACCCGAACUGAAAAAGGUUGGGAAAUCCCCCCCCACCCCCCCACCCCCUUUUUUGUAACACUGCGAAAAGAACAGUGUUCAACAAGUUAAUAUAUUAUUCCAACAAAAAAAAAAAAAAAAAAAAAAAAAAGGAAAAAAAAAAAAAAAAAAAGAGCAAAUACAUACAUUAGUGAGUUUCAACAUUAGCUGACUGUCGUGAAGAGCCGUAUCUACGCCUUAACAGGUUAGUAACUUCGCUACGAGGCCAGCCCGACGGCCAGGCAGAAGACCCGGGCCGAGCCACCCGCAGCCGCCCCCGGCCCGUUUCUGCCCUCAGCUACGCGGAGCCAAACCCGACCGACUCGGACAGGGGUUCUGCAGAGCGCCUUCAAAGGGAGGGGGCGUGGGUCCCGGAUUUGUAAAGCAACCGAACCGCCAGGGCGGGAUCCCCUCGCCGGCUGGCGGGGAGGGAGCGACGGCGCGGCGCUGCCCGGGGGGCCGGCGGUCCCCACGGCGGCUCCGCGCCCGCCGAGGAGCUGGGCCCUGAAGGUUCUGCUCCUCAGCAAUGCCGAAGUACAGCAACGACAGCUUCAACGAGUGACUAGCGCUCGCUGCAAACAACACUUCCGAUGCAUGCCUACUGCGUGGUCGAGGGAAAGGGCAAAGGAGCUUUGACCGCUCAAAAUAGAAGUGAACAAAAAAGAAACAACCUUGGAUGAAGCCUCCAUAAAAUCCUCAGUGGAAGACUUGAGUCCUUUCAGCUAACGACAAGAAAAAACCUACAGAAACCUUAGAGACUGUUAUUGUAGAAAUACUACCAGUUGGCUGAAUGCACUUCAUCGUAACGCAGCUGGGGCUGGUUUUCCGAGCGCCCCGGGGGUCGCUUGGCCGGGGCGAAUCUUCCUGCCCCGUGUGCCUGCGGGACCGAAGCUUGGGUUACCUCCGGGGAGGGGGACGGGGGCAGCCUGAAACUUCACCCGCUCCGCCCUGCCGCCGGCUCCCAGCUGCCCAGCUCAAUCUUUGGACGGGAAAAGGACCCUCUCCUCGGAAACUGCCUCGGGAUCCUCUCCUUUUGGCUUCGGAAAAACACCGGUCUCGCCACGGGUCAAGACCGUCGCUGGAAACGUGCGGUGUGUGACUGACCGCUCCCCGCGCAGCGGUGGGGGAGAGGGGGGCAGUGACAGGGGCUGGAAGGCCGGGGCCGCCUCGGGCACCGCGCUGCCGCCAGCGCCGGGCUAGGAUCCCUUGUUAGAAGCACUUCUUGCUCGGGGUUAUACUCUUUGGGUUUCGUCUGGAACAGGAAGCGCUGAAAAAAAAAAACGUGGAACAGCAUCCCGGAGAGAGGGGGGAAAAAAAAAAGAAAAAAAAAAAGAAAACCAAAACAAAACAAAACCAAACCCAAACAACUAAACGGGACCGAAAGGCUUGAGGGCCCUCAGCCCCGGCCCCGGCCUGUGGGCUGCCAGGGGCUCCCCUGGCGCAGGCGCGAGGGACUUAAAGCCAAAAUACAGCCGGAGAGUGAGGCUCCGGCUCUGCGCGGUAGCCACCCUUUGAAGCGCCCAGUAGCUGCACUCAAGAAUUGCUGCUCCAAGGUGUAUUUUCAGCACAGGAAUAAACAGUGUGAAGCGUGACUCCAUUCCCCAGAAAUGGGACCCAUGUGAUACGAACAGAAAAUUAAGCACAGUUGUUCUUUAAGAGCCUUUUAAGUAAUAAUUCUUCCUGGCCAAAGCCAAUACAAAUCAGAUCAUCUAGACAUGACAUUUUCUAUAUACAAAAAACAUGUAACUUUCAACCUUUCUCUGCUUUUGUAUUUAAAAACUUUUUUUUUUUUUUUUUUUUACAAACAAGGUAUGAAACUCACUGUUCAAACAGAGCCAUCUCUUUUUCAAACACUGAAUGAAUCAUUCCAACAUUCAUUUUUCUUUUGUGCAAUUUUUUAAAACGUUACCUGUACUCCUCAAUGUGAGUGCUUCAAAAAAAGUUUCUAUUUUUAAUAAGCUUCUCAAAUUAGGUUUACAUCAAAAAAUAUUCCCACAAGGUAUAGUGCUACAAGAAAAGAUCCUAUCAGUAAAGGUAACACAUCUGAAGCGAGGUCGUCUAUGUAAAAGAAAUUGAACUCUGGAGUAGAGGUGUGCAACGCGUUUGGAAUUUCCCUAUCGACACAAAGCAAGGCUGUCCUCAGGACAGGGAAUCAACUGGACACGUAGGCAUAUGCGUAAAAAAAACAUUCACACAUAUUUAUUUGUGUGCAAACAGACACUUCUGUCUGAGGGUGUGUGUGCACGUAUGCUUAUCUGCAUCAACUCAUUCUCAUUUUGCGAUCUAUUUUGGGAUUUGGGGGGGUGGGAGGGCUGGAUAAACCAGAGGAAAGGAAAUUUCUGCCUGCACUCUGGCGGUGCGUUCCUCCCCCUCGCUUUUCGCAUCAGCACUGGCCAGAGCCCCGAGCGGACUCUGCUGUUACCUGUGGUGAUGGGGAGGGAAGAAAUGGAAAUGAUUUGUACGAGCGCGUGUCCCGCUUUGCCACUUCUCGAGUUCCUGGGACAGCAGAAGCGUUUCAUCAGGCCAAACCUGCCCCACCCGCCUGGGGCUUCUGCCCUGGCGAACCUGGACGAACCCCAGGAUUUUUCCAGCUGCCUGAUUAAGGUCAGGAUCUGGCCCUGACUGCACCAAGCUUCAAUUUCACAAAGGUUUGUACACGUGCUUCACAGCAAGCUCCCGAGCAGCCCUCGGCGGCCAGCCCGGACCCACCAUGAGCACGCGUGGAAGUGUUUGCAGAACUGGGUCCCACGACACGCAGAGCACUGCGCCAAGAGCCCCCUCAUUUGAAACAACACUGUUAGUGUUCAAAAAUACUGAGGAUUCGCUCUCCUUGAUACAGGACGUGGGGUUUGUUGGUUUUUUUUUUGGUUUGUUUUUGCUUUUUUUUUUUUUUUUUUUAAGCAGUUGCAAGUAUUAACAGAAAUUCACCAUCUGCUUUUUACUAUUGGCAACACACUUUAAAAGUAAAAUAAAUUUCUGCAGAGAGUGAAUUUUCAUGAAAGCCAACAGCUACAGUUCACGCUGAGCUUGCUGCUUUCGUAUUGCAAUCUAAGUGAGACCUACAAAGUUUAAACCAUGAGAUGCAGGAAAUCCAAACUUGUCUGUAACAUUGUACAUCCCUACUCCAGAGCAGUAAAAGUGCUGCUUCUGGUCACAUCAGUGUACCACACAUAUGCCAGCCCCAUCCCUGAGUAAAAGGUGUGAAAGGUUUCUAAAUGUUCCUUGAUUUAAGGGAAACGAGAGUAGUGAUGUCACUUCCCCAUGCCGAGAAAAUGACGGGAACAACAGGUCGAACGAAGCGACAGCGGGACAAAGGAAUUAAAGGAAUAAAAAAAGGACCGUGUGUAUCCCCCCCCCUCCUCCCCAGGUCUGUGUCUUCGAGGGAAAGCGAGCCCAAGGGCAACGUAUGAAAUGGUGAAACAGGUCAACAGCGACUCUGAUUUGGGUCUCGACCAGAGGACUCGAGGUAAGUGACAUCAAACUCCAAUUCCCCGUGAUGUGGCCCAGACAAACUGAAACAAUGCCUAAGUUAAACACUAUAAGGAACAGUCAUUUUAUAUAUAUAGAUAUAUAGAUAGAUUAGAUAGAUAGACAGAUAGAUAGAUAUUUUUUUUUUUAGAAAUCCCUAUAAAGAGGUUCUCGUUUUAUUUUCAUUUGCCCUGACUAAUUUCUUGGUGAUUGUAUGCGUUUCGUUGUAAACUAAAGAGGCCUGCUACAACAGAAAGAGAAAAAACAAAACAAAAAGACAAAAAGAAAAA
Tyto alba (common barn owl) is the source of this 10237-nucleotide messenger RNA. It is a transcript of the gene GMPR, whose product is annotated as guanosine monophosphate reductase. Bases 263 to 1300 code for a protein of 345 amino acids. Gene Ontology annotation, cellular component: GMP reductase complex. The transcript is spliced from 9 exons. The record is from RefSeq and is a predicted model, not a curated record. NCBI's taxonomy places the organism in Eukaryota, Metazoa, Chordata, Aves, Strigiformes, Tytonidae. Gene Ontology annotation, biological process: nucleotide metabolic process. Gene Ontology annotation, molecular function: GMP reductase activity.